AUGUCUAAUGAACAUUUCCAAUCACUUGAAGUUUUAAGCGCACGGAUCUUGGGCUACGAAACAAACAUACCAUGGGAGUUUGACCCUACAUCGCCAGCACGGAGUUUGGCUCCAUUGUACCUAGUAUAUGGACCUCUGCUAUACUUGAUCAAACUAUUGGGACUUAGUUUAACCCCACUUCAGAUAUGGUACUUGCUCAGGUUACAAAUGUGCAUCAUUAGUUGGGUCGUAACUGAUUUGUGUCUCUAUUGGAUGCUUCCGUCAAAACAUGAACGUAUCAAGGCCAUUUACUUUACACUGACAUCAUACAUUACUUUUGUGUACCAAAACCAUUUGUUUUCAAACAGUGUAGAAACAAUAUUGCUCUUACUUGCCGUUUAUAUCAUUGAUGAUUUGAGAUAUAUCGAAGAAUCCAAGAUUAAUGUCAAAAAGAGUAAAACUUUAUUUAGUUUUGGUAUCUUGAUAUCAAUUGGUGUGUUCAACAGAGUAACUUUCCCGGCAUUCUUGAUCUUGCCAAGUUGGUAUUUACUCAAAUAUUUUCAAAAUUACUAUAAACUGAUCAUAUGGUUUUUACUAGGUGUAGGGCUACUGACAAUACUACUUGUUGUAACAGACACCAUCCUUUACAAGUCUGACACUUUUGUUGUUGCACCUAUAAACAACUUGUUGUAUAAUGCACAAAUUUCAAAUUUGUCCAAGCAUGGCAUCCACCCAUUUUACACACAUGUAUUGGUGAAUUUACCCCAGUUACUAGGACCAGCAGGAUUAUUGUUCUUGGUGUCGAAACAAUACUCACGGACUACCCAAUUUUUGACCAUUAUUAGCGGAUUAAUUUUCUUAUCCGUUGUACCGCACCAGGAAGCGAGAUUUCUUAUCCCACUUGUUCCACUAUUAUGUUGCUGCUUCGACUUGAACCAGAAAUGGAUUGGGUCAUGGACUCUUUACUUGUGGUACUUGUUCAAUGUUGCAAUGUGCAUAUUAAUGGGCGUGUACCACCAAGGCGGUGUUGUCCCUGCCUUGGAUUACAUGAGACAACUGGAAUUGCACGGAACACAGGUUUGGUGGCACACCUAUUCUCCUCCCUCAUGGAUACUUGGCUCUAAUUCGACUCAUACAAUAUUGCUUAAAGACAAGAAAAUUGAUUACAAAACAAAUUAUACAAUAAUAGAUGCUAUGGGUGCAAAUCUGACAGUUAUCAUGCAAACUAUUCAACAUCUCGAAAAACCUGUAUAUCUCAUUACCCCUGAGGCAUCAUUCAAUCAGCAUUUUUUCAAUACCUCCGCACAAUUUGAAAAUAUUUGGAGUUACAAACACCACAUUGAUCUUGACCAUAUUGACUGGUCUAAUUUGCAAGUAGGAUUAGGGAUCUAUCAAUUGAUUUAG
Lodderomyces elongisporus is the source of this 1383-nucleotide messenger RNA. RefSeq names its product glycosylphosphatidylinositol-alpha 1,2 mannosyltransferase (gene SMP3). Gene Ontology annotation, cellular component: endoplasmic reticulum membrane. Bases 1 to 1383 code for a protein of 460 amino acids. NCBI's taxonomy places the organism in Eukaryota, Fungi, Ascomycota, Pichiomycetes, Serinales, Debaryomycetaceae. Gene Ontology annotation, biological process: GPI anchor biosynthetic process. Gene Ontology annotation, molecular function: alpha-1,2-mannosyltransferase activity. The record is from RefSeq and is a predicted model, not a curated record. The transcript has 2 exons.